AUGUCGAUUAGCAGAUUAUACAAUUGUCUUCUUACCCAAAAGGAAACCCUUCGCGUGCUAGACCUCAACCUAGAAGAAGGCAUCUACGCGAUUAAACCAGAAGAGGAAGCCAUCACGGAAGACUACGGCCUUGAUGAGGAGGGUAAAGACGCUCUUGACAGGGUGGCCGAGGCAACGGUAAAGAAAGAUAAGUACUUUCUCCUCGCCAAAGCGGAAGCGGCCGGCCCACUCCUAGUGCACCAGAUCCCGGACAAAAGGAAGUACAGCUACACCAUCGGUUCAUUUUACGACUUCACAGCCCUCACGCAUCUUAGCAUCAACAUCCAGGACCUCAACUGCUGCCUCAACCACCUUGACGAGGGCCCCAGCCCCAAUGUCACCGACAUCUCCCCAAGCCUCCGACGCGAGUUCUGGCGCACCGCCUACCUUAUCGCUACCGAUGCUGCCUAUACCGGAGACACUGCCUCCCUCUGCAUCUGGUCCCUCUUCCUCUGCGCCCGCAUCCCCGGCCUCCAUCUCCAGGCCAACCUACUGCCUGUCUUCGACCCGGCCCUGACCUAAGUCUGCUGUGACCUUGUCCUGCUCCAAAGCCUC
Molecule: messenger RNA, 594 nt
Organism: Colletotrichum navitas
Lineage: Eukaryota; Fungi; Ascomycota; Sordariomycetes; Glomerellales; Glomerellaceae
Exons: 3
Coding region: 1-561 (186 amino acids)
Source: RefSeq, a predicted model, not a curated record